UCCCUCCCUCUCUGUGUAUCACACUCCACCUCACUCUGCCAUUCCCCCGCUGUGCACUUCUCAAACAAAUUACUCUCUAUCGCUAUCUCUGCAAGCGUGCCCUGUGGAGUCAGUUGUGUCCGCGUGUGGAAAAGUUGGAGCCGUGCCGUUUUAAAAUGAGGAAAGAGAGCAGGUGGAUUCGGUGGAUCAAGUGGAUUGUGAUUGUGACAGUUUUGUUCGUGCUGGCCUUCUGCAUAGGCUGGUUUGCAAAGCCUUCAAACACACAAAACCAAAAGGAUUCCAGCCAUUACCUGAAGGAUUUUUUGGAGGAAAUGAAGGCAGAUAAGAUCAGAGAACAUCUCAGGAAAUUUACACAACUUCCUCACCUGGCAGGCACAGAGCAGAACCUGAAGUAUGCGGAGCAGAUCAUGAAAGAGUGGCAGAUGUUUGGAAUAGACUCAGUGGAGAUGGUGCCGUAUGAUGUCCUCUUGUCCUAUCCCAAUGAGUCACAACCAAAUUACAUCUCAAUUGUUGAUCACCUUGGCAAUGAGGUUUUUAACACUUCCUUGGCUGAGCCGGUUCCACAGGGUUAUGAAGAUAUUUCCAACAUCGUACCUCCAUACAGUGCUUUUUCUGCCAAAGGACAGCCUGAGGGGGACCUGGUGUAUGUCAACUAUGGUCGCACAGAAGACUUUUCUCAGUUACAAAGGGAGAUGGGCAUCAAUGUGACAGGGAAGAUUGUCAUUGUCAGAUAUGGAAAAAUAUUCAGAGGCAAUAAGGUGAAGAACGCCAUGUUAGCCGGAGCAAAAGGGAUCAUUAUGUUCUCAGACCCAGCAGAUUACUGGGCUGAUGGAAUCCAGGCCUACCCCGACGGCUGGAACCUACCUGGCGGAGGAGCUCAGAGAGGAAAUGUUCUCAACCUGAAUGGAGCAGGAGACCCGCUCACACCAGGGUACCCUGCUAAAGAAUACACCUACAGAUUCAGCCCAGAGGAUGGAGUAGGACUUCCCAACAUCCCUGUGCAUCCAAUUGGCUUCCACGACGCUAUUCGUCUUCUGAAUAACAUGGGAGGAGAGAUUCCACCCAACAAUUGGAAGGGAGCUCUGAACGUCUCCUAUAGGAUUGGCCCAGGCUUUACAAAUGAAUUUAAGAGCCAGAAGGUGCGUAUGAACAUCCACACUAACAACCAGGUAACCAGAAUCUACAACGUCAUUGGAAAGAUUAGAGGAGCUCAGGAGCCAGACAGGUAUGUGAUUCUCGGAGGGCACCGCGAUGCCUGGGUGUUUGGAGGAAUCGAUCCCAUGUCUGGCGCAGCAGUGGUCCAUGAAACUGUCAGGAGUGCUGGCAGGCUGCUAAGUACAGGCUGGAGGCCAAGGAGGACUAUAAUAUUUGCCAGCUGGGAUGCAGAGGAGUUUGGACUGCUGGGAUCUACAGAAUGGGCAGAGGAUAAUGCCAGGCUUCUGCAGGAGAGAGCUGUGGCCUACAUCAAUGCAGACUCUGCAAUAGAGGGCAUGUACACUCUGAGGGUUGACUGCACUCCAUCACUGCAUACUUUGGUUUAUGACAUCACGAAGCAGAUACCCAGUCCAGAAGAAGGUGAAGAGGGAGUAUCUCUGUACAAGAGCUGGCAUAAGAGGGACAACUGGACAAAUGACCGUGAUGCACCCAGGAUCAGUAAACUUGGGUCAGGCAGUGAUUUCGAGGCCUAUUUUAUCCGUCUGGGAAUUGCUUCAGGCAGAGCUCGAUACACCAAGAACGCGAAAACAGAGCGCUACAGUAGCUAUCCAGUCUAUCACAGUGUGUAUGAAACCUUCGAGAUCGUGGAGAAGUUCUACGACCCCUCGUUUAAGAGGCUUCAGGCGGUGGCCCAGGUGAGAGGUGCACUCAUCUUCCUGUUGGCUGACUCCCAGCUGCUCCCUCUGGAUGUUAAUGAGUAUGCAGAUUCACUGAGGAAAUAUGCACAGAGCAUAGCACAGCUGGCCCAGAAGAACUUGAGGGAGAUGGAGACGUAUAAGGUGUCAUUUGAUUCUCUCUUUUCUGCAGUCGAGAACUUCACUGUUGCAGCCAGGGAUUUCCACGAGCGCCUUCAGACUCUCAACAAAGCGGAUCCUCUUCAGCUACGGAUCAUGAACGAUCAGCUUAUGUACUUGGAGAGAGCCUUUAUAGACCCUCUGGGCUUACCUGGCAGUUCUAUUUUCAGGCAUGUGAUUUUUGCUCCCAGCAGCCACAAUAAAUAUGCAGGGGAGUCUUUCCCUGGGAUCUAUGAUGCUUUAUUUGACAUUGAGAACUCAGCUGACCCAGCAAAGGCCUGGGAGGAAGUCAAGCGUCAGAUCAGCAUAGCAGCUUUCACUGUCCAAGCUGCUGCCAUGACCCUCACACCGCCUGCAUGAAGACAAUAUAAAAAUAUGUAAUUAACUUGACAAUUAUAAGAUCUCCAGUUUAACACACAUGAGAACCCAUGUUUAUCUGGAUGUUUUCCAGAACAUCUAGACCUGCAGAACAAUGUGAAAUGCUUCAUCAAAGCUUGAGAAAUCUUUAUACUUCUUCAGGUUUCUGUUUUAUGAUGUGGCUCCACAAAUAAAUCUGUUUUUUUUAAUGUUUUUUAAUAAUAUUUGUGGUUACAAGUCCACUCAACUCGGCACAUGUGGGCACAAAGAUCACUGAUUUUAGUUAUGCACGCAGAUUUUUUGACAAAUUUAGUCAAAUGAAAGGUACACAGCAAAGUUUAUUGCAUGAUAAAAUGAUCUCAUGUUGUGGAAACACUGUCAAACAUUUAUCAUAUGUUUAAAAUGCUGAGCUGUCAAAGUUAUGACAUACAAGGAAUGACAUUACGAGGCAAUGAAGCCCAGACAUUCGAACAACAGUUGUAAAAAAGAGAAAAGCUUAAGUGACAAUCAGGUGUUCCGGCUCCCAGGAAAAGUUACAGUGUAAAGGCAAAAAUAUGACAAUAAUUUCACAAAUAAUAAUCAAAAAUAAAAUCCAUACAGAUUUAUAGUAAUAAAUCUGAUACUGUGUUAACUGGAAACAACAUUGGUGUUCUUGCACUCAUCUUUUGUGACUUCUUUGUGUGAUUUUUGUAUAAGGACACUUAAAGAGAAUGCAUAGAAAUAACACACUGUAAAAAAGAAAAAGUUGAGAAAACUUAAAAUUUCAAGGCAACAUGAUGCAAGAGAUUUUUGAGUUUUCUCAACUCUUGCAACUGUAGUUGACUUAACUAAGAUUUACAAGUUCUGCCAACUUGGUUCUUCUUGUUCACCUAAUUAGGAUAAUCCUGGAAGUCUAACGAAGAAAUUCUGGUUUCAAUGCCAUGUUUUUCUGCCUUCACCAAACAAGGAUAUUCUUGUUGAGUAAUCAUACAAUUCUUACUCCAGUGAGUUGAAAAUGUACCUAUAUAA
Messenger RNA from Neolamprologus brichardi, 3374 nucleotides. NCBI's taxonomy places the organism in Eukaryota, Metazoa, Chordata, Actinopteri, Cichliformes, Cichlidae. The record is from RefSeq and is a predicted model, not a curated record.